GGAAAUCCCAGCACGUGGGGUGCGGAGGGUUACUCCGCAUACCUUGUCGCAUGUAGCAUACACUCAUGAGAAUCUGCACCUGGCAACGAUCCUUUCAACAUGGGGAGCCGGCAUCUAAAAUCCGGGGAAUUUCCACUUUCUGGGGUUCGAUGAACACAAGUUUUCUCUGUCCUCUGCUGAAGUGUCCAAGCAUCCAUUGGCACUUCUAAAACCCCUUCAGAUAACGCCAUGGCCGCAUUCUCUCAGUACCCUCUAUCUACGGGAUGGAGCUUCAAGGAUAGCGAUGAGCAAUCGCCUGAAGCGUGGAUGCCGGUACCUGUCGUUCCUUCCGUGGCUCACCAGGAUCUGCAAGCCAAUCAGAAGCUGAAGAAUCCAUACAUUGGUUUCAAUGAACUAGAUGCCCGAUGGGUGAAUGAAAAGUCAUGGACCUAUCGAACCGUCUUCCAGAAGCCCACCGUCGCCGCUGGCUCGUCGAUUGUCUUGGCAUUUGACGGUUUGGAUACCUUUGCCACAGUAAAGCUUGAUGGCAACGUCAUCCUGGAGAGUGACAACAUGUUCCUUGCUCACCGUGUAGAUGUGACUAAGGCGCUUGAGACGGAGGGAGACCAUGUGCUGGAAAUCAAUUUCGACUGUGCCAUGCGCAGGGCGCGAGAGCUUCGGGAGAAAGAUACCAAACAUAACUGGGCUUCUUUCAACGGCGAUCCAGCCAGAAUGGCCGUCAGAAAAGCCCAAUAUCAUUGGGGCUGGGACUGGGGUCCACUCUUGUCAACUGCAGGUAUCUGGCGGGAGGUGCGGCUUGAGGUAUACUCCGCCAGGAUCUCAGAUCUUUGGACGGAGGUGGAGCUCGCAGCGGACCACCAGACAGCCCAGAUUUCGGCUUUCGCUGAACUAGACGCUGCAGAAUCAGUUGAAUCUUACAAGGCCAGCUUCGUGCUUAGUCUCCACGGCAAGGAGGUCGCUCGCGAGGUGGCUACUCUGAAGGACAGUGUUACGAAAGUGACAUUUGACGUGAAGCAACCGUCUCUUUGGUGGCCCAACGGCUAUGGUGACCCUACCCUGUAUGAGAUUACCGUGUCCUUGGAGAAAGAAGACCAGGAGGUUCACAGCGUGUCGAAGAAGAUUGGCAUUCGAACUGCAGAACUUAUUCAGCAGCCUGACAAGCAUGGGAAGUCGUUCUUCUUCCGAAUCAAUGGGGUUGAUGUCUUCUGUGGCGGCUCAUGCUGGAUUCCGGCCGAUAAUCUCUUGCCCAGUAUUACUGCCGAGCGGUAUCGCAAAUGGAUUGAGCUGAUGGUUGCUGGCCGCCAGGUGAUGAUCAGAGUGUGGGGCGGCGGUUGCUAUGAGGAUGAUAGCUUCUAUCAAGCAUGCGACGAACUCGGAGUCUUGGUAUGGCAAGACUUCAUGUUUGGCUGUGGCAACUAUCCAACAUGGCCCGAGCUCCUGGAGUCGGUCGAGAAGGAGGCAAACUAUAACGUGCGCCGACUGCGCCAUCACCCGUCGAUUGUGGUGUAUGUUGGGAACAAUGAAGACUACCAAGUGCAAGAAAGCGCUGGUCUUGUCUACGACUACGAAGAUAAGAACCCCGAGAAUUGGCUGAAGACCGAUUUCCCAGCGCGCUACAUAUAUGAGAAGCUCCUGCCCUCUGUUGUUGAAAAGCUGUCCCCUAAAACGGUUUACCAUCCGGGGAGCCCUUGGGGUGAUGGAAAGAUCACGUCCGAUCCUACAGUGGGCGAUAUGCAUCAGUGGAAUGUAUGGCAUGGAACUCAGGAGAAGUAUCAAAUCUUCGAUACAUUAGGAGGGCGUUUCAACAGUGAGUUUGGAAUGGAGGCAUUCCCCCAUAUGUCGACAAUCGAGUAUUUCGUGGAGAAUGAAGCGGACAAAUACCCCCAGUCACAUGUUCUCGACUUCCACAACAAGGCCGAUGGACACGAGCGAAGGAUUGCUACAUAUCUUGUCGAGAACCUGAGGACAGCUACAGACUUAGAGACGUACAUUUACCUCACACAGGUUGUCCAGGCCGAAACAAUGAUGUUCGGAUACCGUGGAUGGCGUCGUCAGUGGGGUGAUGAAAGACAUUGUGGCGGUGCCCUGCUUUGGCAACUAAAUGACUGCUGGCCCACUAUCUCCUGGGCCAUCGUAGAUUAUUUCCUGCGGCCCAAACCGGCAUUCUAUGCUGUGGCACGUGUUCUGAAGCCCAUUGCUGUGGGUGUGCGGAGGGAGCAUCAUGAUUGGAGUGUGACCCACGCACAGCCGCCGAAGACGAGCAAGUACGAACUCUGGAUUGCCAGUAGCUUGCAGAAGGAAACUGUUGGCACAAUCGAGCUUAGAUUCCUUUCGGUCAAUACUGGGCUUGAUGUCCGUGCACCCAUCCUGCGUGAUAACGUCAAAAUAGUGCCGAACGGUACUACAAACAUCCUGGAAGGUGUCAUUGACCAUAAGGAGCAACCAGAGCCUCACGUGCUCGCUGCUCGACUCUGGGUGGAUGGUGAGAUUACGGCUCGCGAUGUGGAUUGGCCCCAACCGUUCAAGUACCUGGACCUGUCGGAUCGGGGCCUGGAGGUGAACAAGGUUUCAGAAUCUGGUAACGAGCAGAAGCUGCUGAUCACCGCGAAGAAACCUGUCAAGUGCCUCGUCUUUGAGGAAAGAGACGGCAUCAAAGUCAGCGACAGUGCCAUGGACAUCGUCCCGGGAGAUGGGCAAACGGUCACCAUAAUCGGGCUGAAGUCGGGUGGUGCUCCUCUAAAGUACAAGUAUCUUGGCCAGUGAUUGUCUGAUAUGACUAUGAUUGAGUGUACAGCUCUGUUACAGUAUCCAAUGACCCAAUCAUGACAUUAUGUUCAGUAUAUGCUAUGGAUUUAGAAAAAAUUUGACGGUGUCAUGGCCCAGAAAUGAUUGUAUAGAUACCUCGAGUUGAUUCAUUGAAGGCCUUGGAUCUAAGAGGUUUAUUACGCACCCACAAAUGCGCAAUAAUUGCAAAGGGCUCCACCUAAAGUGGUGCUAAUAAUCUACUGAGUAUUAGAAAAAAACACAACGCUCAGAAACUACUAUAUAUCUCUUGCACUUUGGGGAAUAAGCUCAGGUAAACUAGUACCCUCUACCCUUCUCAGCAUAGUGAAAUAAGAUCGCACCAUCAGCCAAUCAAGUAAUACCAAGCACAGAAUAUUCAAAAGCAGUCAGAUCCCCUUGGCAGAGCAAUAGUAAUGUGGGGGGAAAGAAAAAAGGGGCGACCCUCCACCAAUGCCCGAAUGCUCGGUACUGAUGGCCUCCAAGCAACCAUAUCUUAUCAGAUAAUCACCCCAAUCCGUCCUAGCCCCGAGUCCAAUGAUGACGCCCAUCCA
Messenger RNA from Aspergillus pseudonomiae, 3335 nucleotides. Its product is annotated as beta-mannosidase. NCBI's taxonomy places the organism in Eukaryota, Fungi, Ascomycota, Eurotiomycetes, Eurotiales, Aspergillaceae. The record is from RefSeq and is a predicted model, not a curated record. Gene Ontology annotation, molecular function: beta-mannosidase activity. Bases 229 to 2763 code for a protein of 844 amino acids. The transcript has 5 exons. Gene Ontology annotation, biological process: glycoprotein catabolic process; carbohydrate metabolic process.